Penicillium manginii is the source of this 1080-nucleotide messenger RNA. RefSeq names its product ABC transporter substrate-binding protein. Lineage: Eukaryota; Fungi; Ascomycota; Eurotiomycetes; Eurotiales; Aspergillaceae. The coding region runs from base 1 to 1080 and encodes 359 amino acids. The transcript has 3 exons. The record is from RefSeq and is a predicted model, not a curated record.
AUGAAAACCGCAAUCUCUCUUUUGGGCUUCCUCGGCCUGGCUGCCGCAGUAUUGCCAGAAUGGAAUUCUUUCCCAGGGCACUCCCCUGCCGUCGAAAAUCGUUCACUGGACCAAAUUUACGCUGCUGCCAAGAAAGAACACGGUAGCCUCGUUGUUCUUUGGGGAGGAGAUGCUGUGAACCAGGGCCAAUCCACAAUCGAUGCAUGGAAAGCCCGUUUCCCAGAGAUUGAGCUGAACCUCACCGUCGAUGUAUCAAAGUAUCACGAUAGCCGUGUCAAUCGCCAGUUUCAACGUACCGGAUCUGCUGGCGCUGAUAUUGCAGUUUUGCAAACUGUCCACGACUAUACUCGUUGGAAGAGGGAUGGUAGAUUGUACCCCUAUAAACCCGCACACUGGGAGGAUAUAUGGUCAACUAUCAGAGAUCCUGAUGGCGCGUUUGUGCCGACCUUUAUCUACAACUUCGGCAGUCUCGUCUACAACCAGAAACUCCUCAAGAAAUCCAAUGUCCCGUCAACCUGGAAGGAAUUCACUCGCCCAGAGUGGAAGAGUAAGCUCGUCCUGACUUACCCCAACGACGACGACGCUGUGCUCUAUCUUUUCUCUGUUAUCAUCAACCAAUACGGUUGGGAUUGGUUCGAUGCCCUUCUCGAACAGGAUGUGAAAUGGGUCCGUGGUACCGGUGAGCCAGCAGCCGAAAUUGAGCAAAGGAAUUCAACUCGGUCUUUGUCCUUUACCACCUCGCCCGACGGCAACCUUGGCAGCAUCGAUCCCAAGGACCCUAUCAUGUAUUGGCCUCAGACCGGUGCUAUCUUUGCUUCAACCCCUCGUCCCGAAAGUGCCAAGCUGUUUAUGAGCUGGCUGCUAAGUGACGACUACCAGAAGAACUUCAAUGGCAGCUACCUAGUUCGAAAGGACUUGUCGUCUACAGCAGGAAGUGUUUGGGAUCACCCCUCCACGGCUCUGACCCAAUUCUCCACUUUCAUGGAGGAUCGUGAAACUGUCGAAUGGUGGAAGCUUCAGUUUGAGACUUCUCUUGGAACUGCCCAGGGCGACAUUUCUUUGUUACAUGGUGGGAAAUAA